Messenger RNA from Arxiozyma heterogenica, 1605 nucleotides. RefSeq names its product serine/threonine protein kinase YCK1 (gene YCK1). The transcript has a single exon. Gene Ontology annotation, cellular component: cytoplasm; nucleus. Gene Ontology annotation, molecular function: ATP binding; protein serine/threonine kinase activity. Lineage: Eukaryota; Fungi; Ascomycota; Saccharomycetes; Saccharomycetales; Saccharomycetaceae. The record is from RefSeq and is a predicted model, not a curated record. Bases 1 to 1605 code for a protein of 534 amino acids. Gene Ontology annotation, biological process: signal transduction; endocytosis; peptidyl-serine phosphorylation.
AUGAAUAGCCAUAACAUUAUAGCAGUUAACCAAUUGACUAAUAUUCCAAAUAAUUUUCAAUCCAGAACAUCUACUUAUUUAUUCAAAAAUAAUUCAUAUUCCAGUUAUAACAAUAACAACAACAAUAAUAAUUAUGAUAGUUAUCCAAAUAAUAAUCAAAAUCGUAGUACAAAUUCCAAUGAUGGAACUAUUGUGGGUUUGCAUUUUAAAAUUGGCAAAAAAAUUGGUGAAGGUUCCUUUGGGGUUCUCUUUGAAGGUGUCAAUAUGAUUAAUAGAGCCCCUGUAGCUAUCAAGCUCGAACCAAGAAAGUCUGAAGCUCCACAACUAAAAGAUGAAUAUAGAACAUACAAGAUUAUGGCAGGCACUCCCAAUAUCCCAUUGGCUUAUUAUUUCGGACAAGAAGGGUUACAUAACAUUUUGGUAAUAGAUCUUUUAGGACCUUCACUAGAGGAUCUUUUUGAUUGGUGUGGAAGAAAAUUCUCAGUAAAGACUGUCGCUCAAGUUGCCAUUCAGAUGAUAAGCUUGCUUGAAGAUUUACAUUUGCAUGAUCUUAUUUACAGGGACAUUAAACCAGAUAAUUUUUUAAUUGGAAGAGCUGGGCAACCUGAUGAAAACAACAUUCAUUUGAUCGAUUUUGGUAUGGCUAAGCAAUAUAGAGAUCCAAAGACUAAAAUUCAUAUUCCGUAUCGCGAGAAAAAAUCAUUAAGUGGAACUGCAAGAUAUAUGUCAAUUAAUACACAUUUAGGCAGGGAGCAAUCCAGAAGAGACGAUAUGGAGGCUCUGGGACAUGUAUUUUUUUAUUUUUUAAGAGGUCAUUUACCAUGGCAGGGGCUAAAGGCUCCUAAUAACAAGCAGAAAUACGAAAAGAUAGGGGAAAGGAAAAGAAUAACAAAUGCAUACGAGUUAGCCCAGGGUCUACCAAUUCAAUUUGGUCAAUAUUUAGAUAUUGUAAGAAAUCUUACAUUUGAGGAAGCACCAGAUUAUGAAGGUUACCGUAGAUUAUUUGCAACAGUAUUAGAAGAAAUUGGUGAAUGUUGUGAUGGGAAGUAUGAUUGGUUUAAAUUAAAUGGUGGUCGCGGCUGGGAUCCGAACAUUAACAAGAAACCCAAUCUUCAUGGAUAUGGUCAUCCAAAUCCACCAGACGAAAAUAAAAAACAGAUUAAUGGCAUAUCACUACAAAUGAAGUCAAGACAAACACAACUUGGUCAACUCCCAUUAUUGAAAACUGAUCCUAAUUUAUUUCAAGCAUUUCAAAGACAACCACCACAAAUAUUAUCUCAACCAUAUCAAAAAUGUGAUCCUUUACAGGACAAGUAUAUGCAACAACAACAACAAGUGAAAAGAUAUCCACGAAAGAUAGCCAUGACACAACUAUACGAUAAAAGUAAUCAAAUUAAUGCUAGUAAUUUAGGAGAAACUUCACCUCAUCAUGAUAGUUAUAACGCCGGUUUAAAGGGUUAUUCAACUCAACCAAUAAAUGGGCAUGUUUUUGCAAAACAAAAUCGACAUGAAAUGAUGACAGAACAACAACAAAUGCAACAGCAGCUGUUAGAUGAUUUAACGGAAACAAAUAAAGGUUUUUUUGCUAAAUUUAGUUGUUGUUGA